This is a messenger RNA of Colletotrichum graminicola M1.001, 387 nucleotides long. RefSeq names its product histone-like transcription factor and archaeal histone. The record is from RefSeq and is a predicted model, not a curated record. NCBI's taxonomy places the organism in Eukaryota, Fungi, Ascomycota, Sordariomycetes, Glomerellales, Glomerellaceae. Gene Ontology annotation, biological process: positive regulation of transcription by RNA polymerase II; RNA polymerase II preinitiation complex assembly; chromatin remodeling. The transcript is spliced from 2 exons. The coding region runs from base 1 to 387 and encodes 128 amino acids. Gene Ontology annotation, cellular component: negative cofactor 2 complex. Gene Ontology annotation, molecular function: general transcription initiation factor activity; TBP-class protein binding; core promoter sequence-specific DNA binding.
AUGCUAAUAGCCAUUACAGCCACCGUCCAAAAGAUCGUAACAGAGAUCCUGCCGCCCUCCGCUGGCGUCGCCUUCUCCAAGGAGGCCCGCGACUUGCUCAUCGAGUGCUGCGUCGAGUUCAUCACCCUCAUCUCCUCUGAGGCCAACGAAAUCUCAGAGAAGGAGGCCAAAAAGACCAUCGCCUGCGAUCACAUCACCAAGGCACUUGAACAGCUGGGCUUUGCAGACUACGUCCCCGCCGUGUUAGAGGCGGCCGCCGAGCACAAGGAGGUGCAAAAGGGACGUGAAAAGAAGGCCAACAAGUUCGCCAACAGCCAGAUUCCGCUCGAGGAGCUCGAGAGGAUGCAGAGAGAGGCGUUCGAGGAUGCCGCCAACCGCCACGCUUAG